CUGGAAAGGUAUUUUCUCGCCUUCUCGGCGCGCUACGCCUACGACUGAGCUGAAAGAAGCGGUAGAUCGGCGUUAGCGGCGAGCUAGGGUUCCGGCGAGUGCACCCAAUGGCAUCGGAGGCGGCGCGGCGGCGGCAGGAGAUGGCAGAGGAGGGGCAACGGCACCUGGAGGAGACUAUCGCAGCCUCGUUCCAGAUCCUCGUAUCGAUGAACGACGAGCUCUGCAACGCCGGCCUUUGGUCCUCCUCAUCCGUCUCGGCCACCGCUGCGGCUGGCUACCAGCACCAUCACUCUGCUACUCUUCCGACCCCACACUCUGUAGAUUCCGACGCCGCCGACGCAGGGGGCGCGCCCAGCCCCGGCGGGUCGCUCGACGAGGCGAGGCACCGCUACAAGUCAGCCGUGGCGGCGCUGCGGGCAUCUAUCUCUGCCGUGUCGUCCUGCGCUCAGGACAUUGGAUCAACAGAAUCUGAAGCUGACCAUGCAGAGAUUGAGAGAUUGGAAGAGCAUGCUUCUGCUUUGAGAAAGGAAAUUGAAAGCAAAAACAAGCAAGUAAAACUCCUCAUUGAUCAGCUCCGUGACCUAAUAGCUGACAUAGCAAUGUGGCAGAGCCCUUGCUCAGUGUGAAGUGUCGAAGUUAGAGACCGUAGCCUGGACGUCUGGUAUAGGCAUACUGUGCAUGUUGGUUAACUGACCACUUGGAAGGGAGCAAUAGAUGGAAUAUGACUGGGCUGCACGGGAAAAGAAAAUGAAGCUGUCCAAUGCAGAUAGGGAUGUAAUAUGUUGGACAUGAAUGUUAUUUUGGACACGACUGUAGAUACACGUAUCUUUUUGAAACGUGUGGAUUUUCGCUGUGACGAAAGUCCUGUAAUGUUUUCUUGUGUUUCCUUGAGAAAAACAAUCUAGAAUGAUAUUUGGAUUCUCACAUGCAAUGCACAUUAUUUCUGUUAACU
Messenger RNA from Zea mays, 952 nucleotides. RefSeq names its product Mediator of RNA polymerase II transcription subunit 30. Gene Ontology annotation, cellular component: mediator complex. Lineage: Eukaryota; Viridiplantae; Streptophyta; Magnoliopsida; Poales; Poaceae. The record is from RefSeq and is marked provisional.